Molecule: messenger RNA, 2548 nt
Organism: Nycticebus coucang (slow loris)
Lineage: Eukaryota; Metazoa; Chordata; Mammalia; Primates; Lorisidae
Gene: SCG2
Product: secretogranin II
Exons: 2
Coding region: 218-2062 (614 amino acids)
Cellular component (GO): secretory granule
Source: RefSeq, a predicted model, not a curated record
UUAUUUUCUCUGGGGUUCUUUGAAAAAGCUCGCUGGCGCUGGGUUCGUGGCUGCGGCCGGUGACGUCAGUGUGGCAGUGCGGAGCCCGGCGCCGCGGCUCCCUAUAAGCCGAGGAGCUGUCCGGGUGCUGAAACGGCCCGAGCCGCUGUCCUGGAGGACCCGAGGCACCUGCCCUAGACCUUCUCUGCCGUGUAAGAAAAGAGGAAAUCUUUCAAACAUGGCAGAAGCUAAGACCUACCAGCUUGGAGCAGCCCUACUUCUUAUCCCUUUAAUUUUCCUCGUAUCUGGGGCUGAAGCAGCUUCAUUUCAGCGAAACCAGUUGCUUCAAAGAGAACCAGACCCAAGAUCGGAAAAUGUCCAAAAGCUUCCCAAUCCUGACAUGAUCAAGGCUUUGGAGUAUAUAGAAAAGCUCCGACAACAAGCCCAUAAGGAAGAAAGCAGCCCCGACUACAAUCCCUACCAAGGUCUCUCUGUUCCCCUUCAGCAGAAAGAAAGUGGUGAUGACAGUCACUUGCCAGAAAGUUCAAGGGAUUCACUGAGUGAAGAUGACUGGAUGAGGAUAAUACUUGAAGCUUUGAGACAGGCUGAAAAUGAGCCCCAGUCUGCACUGAAAGAAAACAAGCCCUAUGCCUUGAAUUUGAUGGAUAUGAGUGACGAUUAUGAGGCACAGCAGUGGCCAGAGAGAAAGCUCAAGCACAUGCAAUUCCCUCUUAUGUAUGAAGACAAUUCCAGGGACAACCCCUUUAAACGCACAAAUGAAAUAGUGGAGGAACAAUACACUCCUCAAAGUCUGGCUACACUGGAAUCUGUCUUCCAAGAGCUGGGAAAGCUGGCAGGACCAAACAGCCAGAAGCGUGAGAAGGUUGACGAGGAGCAAAAACUUUACACUGACGACGAAGAUGAUGUCUACAAGGCCAAUAACAUCGCCUAUGAAGAUGUGGUUGGGGGAGAAGACUGGAACCCAGUGGAGGAGAAAAUAGAGAGUCAAACCCAGGAAGAGGUGAGAGACAGCAAAGAGAAUAUAGAAAAAAAUGAACAAAUCACUGAUGAAAUGAAACGUUCGGGGCAACUGGCUCUCCAGGAUGAAGAUCUCCAGAAAGAGAGCAAAGACCAACUUUCAGAUGAUGUCUCCAAAGUUGUUGCCUAUUUGAAAAGGUUAGUGAAAGCUGUGGGAAGUGGGAGGUCACUGAAUGGGCUAAAUGGGGACAGGGCAACCAGGCUUUUCGAGAAACCACUUGAUUCUCAGUCUAUUUAUCAGCUGAUAGAAAUCUCAAGGAAUUUACAGAUACCCCCUGAAGAUCUAAUUGACAUGCUCAAAACUGGGGAGAAGCCAAGUGCAUCAGCAGAACCAGAGCAGGAGCUUGACCUUCCGGUUGACCUAGAUGACAUCUCAGAGGCUGACUUAGAUCAUCCAGACCUGUUCCAAAAUAAAGUGCUCUCCAAGAGUGGCUACCCCAAAACAGCUGGUCGUGCUGGGCCAGAGGCCCUACCAGAUGGACUCAGUGUUGAGGACAUUUUAAAUCUUUUAGGGAUGGAGGGUGCAGCAAAUCAGAAACCUCCAUAUUUCCCCAAUCCAUACAACCGAGAGAAGGUUCUGCCAAGACUUCCCUAUGGCCCAGGAAAAUCUAGAGGAAACCAGCUUCCCAAAGCCACCUGGAUGUCAGAUGUUGAAAACAAACCAAUGGUGUAUGAAAACCUGAAUGACAAGGAUCAAGAAUUGGGAGAGUACUUGGCCAGGAUGCUAGUAAAAUAUCCUGAGAUCAUGAAUUCAAACCAGGUGAAGCGUGCUCCCGGUCAAGGUUCGUCUGAAGAUGACCUACCGGAAGAAGACCAAGUUGAGAAAACCAUCCAAGAGGCUUCUAAUCAAGGCAGCUCUCAGGAGACUGACAAGCUGGCCCCGGUUAGCAAGAGGCUUCCUGUGGGGCCUCCAAAGAAUGACGGCAGCCCCAACAGACAGUACCUGGAUGAAGAUCUGCUGAUGAAAGUGCUGGAAUACCUCAACCAAGAAAAGGCGGAAAAGGGAAAAGAGCAUCUUGCAAAGAGAGCAAUGGAAAACAUGUAAGCAGCUUUCACUGAUCGCCUGACUCUCCGUCCUCCCACCCCAAGCAACCCCCAGCAUUUCUCUUAGUGUAUUGACUUCUCUGCUGUUAACACUGUACUAUCUUUCACUGAUGUACAGGCAGAUGCACCAGGAGACUGGGGAGUCUGCUUCACUUCCUCUGAGCUGUUCUCUUGUGUAUGGAUGUGUGUAAAUGUUAUGACUCCUGGAUAAAAAAUCCAUUAUGUUCAUUACUUAAGAAAGAUAUCUAUGAUAGUGUUUAAUAGUGUAUCUAAAUGGCUGUGGCAUUGCUGAUGCUUACAUGUGAUAAAGAGUGUCCUAUAAUUCUCUUGAAAGUUUUUAAUAUUUAUUGAAUUAUUUUGUUACUGUCUGUAGUGUUUAGUGGAGUACUGGAGCAGAAAAAUAAUAAAGCAUUAUAAUUAUAUAGUUUUAUUUAUAAGGCCUUUUCUAUUGUGUGCUUUAUUGUUGAUUAAUAAAUGUUAUUUCUGG